GCGUUUGAAUGUGCCUCGGUGAAGAUUCCUCCACUAGGUGGCAGUCACACCUCAUCCACCGUCUGCGGCGGCACAGAUUCUGACCGACUCACCGAUCAGCCUGAAACCGAAACCAGCGGCGGGGGGAAAGACGAGGAGUGCUGAGCGAUACUGACACCAACAUGCUGUACGAGUCGGCUGAAGAUGACUCUGGCAUAUCUGCUGGUUUAAGUCGUCUGGGCCUCUCUGCAGGUGAUAGAAGGUACAUCAUGUACUAUGGCACCACCAAGCAGAACGCUCAAGCAAUCCUGAGAUCUGGUUUUUGCCAGCCUGAAGACGGGAUGCUGGGCCGCGGCGUCUACCUCCACAGAGACCUGCAGAAAGCGAGCCGCUAUCCCAUUGGUCACCCUGAGUCUGACUGGGCCGUCCUUAAGGUUUCGGUCAGGGUGGGGAGAGUGAAAGCCAUCAGGUAUCAAGGCCACCCAAUACAGAAGAGCUGGCACGACCACGGCUACGACACUGCCUGGGUGCCACCCGACUGUGAGAUGAUGAAGAGCGGUCUGGCGGGGGAUUGUGUCUGGGAUCCAGAUCGAAUCCAGAUCAUUGAAAUCAUCGACCCACGUCCAGUCCAACCCUCACAUGGCUACAAUUUCAGCAUGGCAGCCAAAGACACAGUGAGACUUAAUGAAACAGCCAUUCAGAAGGAGAUACAGUGGACCAACACCAGCCUUUCUACACCAGUCCAGGCCUCUUCAGCUAAACACAGCGAUGGUCCGUCACAAGAGAAGAGGCGUAAAGAGGCUGAUCAGUACCAGCUGAACAGCCGGCCCACUGGCCUCUGCGUCAUCAUGAACAACGAGAACUUCACGUAUAUGAAUCAAAGACGUGGAACCAACAAAGAUGCCCAAAGUUUGGCAGAGGUGUUCAGCUGGCUGGGCUUCAGAGUGCUGAUGUGUAAAGACCAAACCAGGGACCAGAUGGAUCAGGCACUGAAGUGCUUCGCUUCCCUCAGUGACCUCUCUCAGCUGCAGCAGUUCAGUGUUAAGGAGUGGUCCGGCAGCAGAUUCACUGAUCUUCAGGAGGCUCCUAAACAUGGCGAUGCCUUUUUCUGUUCUAUUCUCAGCCAUGGACAGGGCAUUUUUGUCACUGGAAUUGACGGAAAUGACCUCUCUAUUAAAGACAUAACUGGAACCUUCAAGGCAACCGACCAUUCAGCCCUCACUGGCAAGCCCAAAGUGUUCCUGAUCCAGGCCGCCAGUGAAUAUGGUGGAGAUUGUUCAUCUUACCCUCUGGACACUGAUGUUCUAGUUGCCCAUGCAAGUCUUCUUGGCCAGCCGUCAUAUAGAAACACAAUAUCGGGGACCUGGUUCAUCCAAUCUGUGUGUCGGCAGCUAAAGGAGGGCUGUCUGAGGGGUGAAGACAUCACCACCAUCUUCCAUCACGUGAUCGAUGAAGUAAGCCAGAAAGAGGUGCCCGGGCGCGGUGUUGGACUGCAAAUCCCUGAAGUUAGAAACAACCUGAGGAAGGCACUUGUGUUCUCACCGCAUCAAAGUAUGGAAGCGUCGCCGCAGGACGACACUCCUGCCGGUGCUUUCGCGAAGACCGAGGAACUCGACCAGGGAGAGGAUUUGAAAGCCUCUGACGAAGCGAUCACAUUCAUGUCCAGCAUCGAGCCCGCAGAGCUGCAGGAGUGUGUGUUUCCAGACUCUCUGGUCACCGUGUCGGAGAGCGGCCGGGACCUGGGCAGGUUCAGCGUGUCGGUGGAGUUUGCCCGCAGAGCCCAGCAGCCCUGUGUGCUGCUGCAUGCUCAGAGCCAGGGAGCCAUCGAUGACUGCCCCUGUGGAACAACAGUCACAGCCUACCUGACCACCGACCUGGAGGUCCUGGAGGAAAAUUACCAUGAGUAUGUCAAGCUUGAGGGCCACAGUUUGGACAAGAGGUGUCACAUGGUGCAGCGUGAUGGGCAGAUGGUGAUCGAUAAAGUUACCGCUGUAGGAGAGGAUGUGACGACAGAGCGCAUUUCUUACCCCAUGCCUGUCCUAAGAGGGCUGCUGACCGAGGGUUCAAACCUGCUGCUGAUGCGCCUGAUCGCUCUGAGGAAGAAGGUGCCAGAACACAUGACCUUCAUCUCCUUCGACCAGGGACUACAAAUCAUCCACACCACUUUUGGCGAACUGGGUCUGAAGCAGCUGGAGGUUGGGAGUGAGAUGGUGGAGGUGUUUGGAGUGGAGAGGAUUGUUCACUCAGUGGAGGACAGCCCCACGACCUGGCACUGCUACUUCCUGGCUGAUGGGCACUUGGCCAGCAGAGUGCAGGUGGGCUCACCGGUCACCAUAAGACUUCUGCAGCUGCCAUCACAGCUAGAAAAAGGUUUUGAGAAGAUCCCCCUGGUUUGGGAAGAAGACAUGCAGAUGCGCUCCAGCUUCUUGGACAGAAAGGAGGAGCUGAGGGAGGAUCAUGCCUCGUACCUGAGACAACAUCCCGAGAUUCGUGCCCUAAUUUCGGACUUCUUGCAGUUCUUGCUUCUAAGGAAACCAGAUGAUGUCUUCCAGUUUGCUAGAGACAUGAUGGACCGGCCAACACUGUCACGCAUAGACGACAAUUUGGAAUCGUCGGAAGUGGCUGCUCUCUGCUUCUUGUGUCUUGAUGUUAUCAACAGGAAACGCCUAGAGGGGAUUACGGAUGCAAGGGUUCUGUUCGAGAGACUAGAAGAAAAAUGUCUUCUGGAGAACCCUUCCUUCCUUUCUCAGCUGCUCAGUACUAUUCGCAGGGCAGACCUCGUCAGCCUGCUGGAGACCGACAGCAGCCCACCAGAAGAAACUGACUCAAAUCCAAUCCUGUCAGAUUACAGGGUGAUGCUGUACCAGAUAUAUCAGGACGUGACUGAGAAAAAUCUCGAAAUGAUGAAGUUUCUGUUGAGUGACAAGUUGGGCAGAAGGCACAUUGACACAUGCCGUACGGCCCUGGACGUGUUCGCUGAGAUGGAAAAGGUUGGUUUACUGUCGAGCACGAAGCUUGAUCAUCUGUACACAACACUGUUGGAGUUUGAUCAACAGCUGGCAUCGACUGUUCACGACUACAUGCAAGGUGUGAACCGGCCAGGUCACACUGCAUCACUACCUCGUGUCAGCAUGGAUUACCAGAGGGUGAACAGCUCUCCUCUGCAGAAUCAAACUACCCUUUCCAUAUCUGAGACUCAGCCCAGAAAUGUAGGACAGAGUGUUGUCCCUGAUGCAGAACCAAACAUUGAGUCCUCCUCUUCGCCUGAUCCGACAGAAUACUACACCCUGACACGUAACCCUCGUGGCGUGUGUAUGGUCAUCAACAAUGAGCAAUUCCGUGGACCAGAGUUUAAAGAUAGAGCCGGUACUCAGGUGGAUGAGAAGGCUCUCUGCAACGUGUUCAUACAGCUUGGCUUUGACAUGGAGGUGCACAACAACUUGACUGCAGAAGACAUGCGACGUGAAAUCAAAACCCUGGGCAAAAGGAAUUUUUCCAGCCACGAUGUCCUGGUGGUAUGCGUGCUCUCACACGGAGACAUUGGGUGUGUGUUUGGGACUGAUGAGAACAAGGUGUGUUUGAAGGAAUUCACACAGCCCUUCACGAGCGUGAGAGCUCCCAGCUUAGCAGGGAAGCCCAAGCUGUUCUUCAUCCAGGCGUGUCAGGGAAGGGGCUACCAGUUCGGAGCCCAGCCAUGUGCCCUGAGCCAAGAGGAGGACGGAGAGAGGUAUCUGGAGGACGACGCAGGUCCUGUACACGGCCAGACGGUGCCUGCAGAAGCUGACUUCCUGCUGGGCAUGGCCACCGUGCCAGAGUGCAGGUCGUUUCGAAACACUGUGUUAGGCUCCAUCUACAUCCAAGAGCUGUGUAGGCAGCUCCUGAGGUCAGCAGAUAGCGCUGCAAACGACGAUAUACUCAGCAUCCUGACACGUGUGAACAGGGAGGUCAGCAAAGGAGAGUAUAAAAGCUUCAAACAAAUGCCAGAGCCCAAAUACACCCUCACCAAGAAGCUCGUCCUCAAACGCGUGUGACGGGGACCAGGUGCAACGCUGGAAAUGUGCCAUAAUCCUGGAUUCACAUCGGAACACAGUAGUGUAAUUGUGUGUAUGACUGUGUGUGUGUGUGUGCGUGUGUGUGUGUGCGCGCUGAUGUCUCCUAUUCUUAAUCUUAAGAACAAAAACCAUCAUGGAAAAUUAAAUGUUACAGAAGCCGUUCUGAGAAAAUAUGUUGAAAUUUUUUGUGAUUAUUCCAAUGAAAUUUAGGAAAAAUCAAUAAAAAAGUUUCUUUUUGUCAAAGCAAA
Messenger RNA from Acanthopagrus latus (yellowfin seabream), 4279 nucleotides. RefSeq lists its product as uncharacterized. Lineage: Eukaryota; Metazoa; Chordata; Actinopteri; Spariformes; Sparidae. The coding region runs from base 162 to 4010 and encodes 1282 amino acids. Gene Ontology annotation, molecular function: protein binding; cysteine-type endopeptidase activity. The transcript is spliced from 27 exons. Gene Ontology annotation, biological process: regulation of apoptotic process; proteolysis. The record is from RefSeq and is a predicted model, not a curated record.